Hyla sarda is the source of this 1416-nucleotide messenger RNA. It is a transcript of the gene C6H11orf96, whose product is annotated as chromosome 6 C11orf96 homolog. Lineage: Eukaryota; Metazoa; Chordata; Amphibia; Anura; Hylidae. The transcript has a single exon. The coding region runs from base 504 to 851 and encodes 115 amino acids. The record is from RefSeq and is a predicted model, not a curated record.
CCUCAGUGUUGGUGAACGGGAUGAUCAUUUUCCUUUUAAAGAAAAAAAAAUGCAGUUUUCCACGGGAGUACCCCUUUUAAAGGAAAACGGUCGCCUUCUAUUUGAAUAUCCAUGGUCGCUGAUCACGUGAGCGCUAAGCGGAGUACCCCAUUUAAGCUUUAAAAAAUAAGUUGUGUAGAAACGUACGGUAGCUUUAUGGAUGACUAGCCGGCUGUCACUCGGGGCUGGGUAUUCACCUAGUUUUCUGCAAAAAACAAAAAUAAGAACAACCUAGAAACGUCAGUGUGCAGGCAGCGAACUCCCAGCUCUACAAGGAGAGCGUUGUUGUCAUCAGGAGUGGGAGGGGAGGGAGUAUAAAGCUGAGGGUGGAAGACAUAACCAGGAGCAGGCACAGGAGCAGCAGAGCUGACAGCAUAGUCCUCCUCCAGAAGAGCCUGCCAUAGCCUGAGGACCAUAGUGCCCACUGCAGGCAUCCUCCUCCCCUACAGAGUUCUUCUUCCACCAUGUCUUCAGCAGUCAUGCCAGCCAAGCAGUCUGCCUUGCCACAUUACACUGGUGUCAUAGAGGAAUACCCACAACCCAUCCAGCCCAGAACCCUGAGAGGCAAGGGCAAGCUGAGGAGGCCCAGGCAGACCAGGUUCAAGACUCAACCGGUCACCUUCGAUGAGAUCCAGGAGGUGGAAGAAGAAGGGUUGUCCCCUACCGAGGAGGAGAAAGCCAGAAAAUCCUUCCUGCAGUCCCUGGAGAGUCUGAGGAGAAGCUCCCAUAACAUGCACCUCCAGAAGGACAAACUGUGCAGCUCCAAGCUGAGGCAUAGCCUGGACUCCAGCGACUCGGACUCCACACAGUGACUAGACCUGGUGCCCACCAGUGCCCAUGGGACAAACAAAGGGUUAAACUAUUGCCUCCCUUCAGCUCUAAAUCUGAGCGGCUCAGCUGGGGACCACUAGAGGGCGCAGCAGGUAGGAGCCUAUACCUGACUAUGGCCUGUACCUGUGGGGCUGGGAUGUCUCUGACCAGGACCUUUUUUUGGCACUGCAGGAGUUAACCAGACUUUUUUUUUUGUGUUGGGACUGUGUUGUCUCCGAUGGAUACGAAAGGGUUAAGCGACCAGCUGCUGAUCAUACCCCCAUAACUAAGGGAUGGGGGAAGACAAGUGUGGCCAUGGACCUGCUCUAUAAUCCGCCCACCCCCCCCCCGGAACAGAUUUGCACUCUCCGCCUCUUUCCAAGAAGGCAAGAAGGGGUUAAAUAAUAAUAUUUUUUUGAUGAUGACGACGACAACCGAUACAAUGGAUACUAUUUAUUUUUGCACCCUCACUGCUCUUCUCUUCGCCUUGUUACAUUUUCUAUUCGUAUAAAAGUUCUAUAUAUUUACAGUUAUUACUAUAUAUAUAUUUUAAAUAAACACAAUUGC